CUGGAGCAUCUCCCUUCGGGCCUUUGGCAAGAUGUCUCGCCAAUCAAUGCAGCCCCCGCGCCCACUUACCCUGACGGAGGAACUGGAGAAAUUGGAACAAUCCAUUACUCUCACGCUUCAAGAAAUCGACCAAAACUUCAGCCAAGCUCACCGGAUCGUUACUACAAGUAUUCUGCCCUGUGUCGAACAGUACACGGAGCAUUCCCGCGACGUUUGGGAAGGUGCCAAGUUCUGGAAGCAAUUCUUCGAAGCAAGCGCCAAUGUAUCUCUGUCGGGAUAUGAGGAACGACCCAACGAGGGCGAUACGACACAAGAUCCCUCUGUCACGGAGGAAGAGCUCUCUGCCGACGUGACCCAGAGUACAACCGGAGAAGAGCCCGACCAGACCUACGCAACGCCCUCAACCAACCGCCCGGAUAUGCAACAUGGUCAUGGCGAUGAUAUCGACCUUACCGAGCUCACCAUCUCCUCGCAUAGCACACCGCGUGCACCAGCUCCGCAGACUGGGGAAGAAGAUAUCACGAUCUCAUCUAUCGAACACUCUUCCUACGAGAAUCUGAGGAAGCAAAUCAACGAAGCCGAGGCGCCUUUCGAUAUGCCCGAUUCAUCAACUCUUCCAUCCACCCCCGGCCGUCAACAUUUCUUCCCUCCCGGAGCUUCAUCUGGAACCCCGAUGUCAUCUCCGUUCGUUCCCCCUGCCUCAUCAGCAAAGUACCAACCCACGCCAGGGGACACCCGGUACCAGAAGCCUUCGGACCCGGUCCUCCACCAGAUGCUCGACAAAACCUACCGCGUGCAAGCAACACCACUCGGCAAAGGAUACAAGAACGUCGGCGGUGGUACGGCCAGCCGCUCCAAGUUCAACAUCACACCCAAGCCAACCGCCUCGACCUCGCGGUACGGAUAUGACGACUCGCCGAUGUCCAGCCCAGAACUCGAGAAGCCUCAGAUGCACUCGGAGAUUUUCUCAUCGCCCAUCAAGGGUGUUAACACACCCGGAACAAACCGCAAGCGCCGUACCAGCAGCAAUCGUACUCGCGGCACCCCGAAGCCUGGUACAAGCGUGUUGACACCCGCGAAACCCGGUGGUCAUCGCCCCGUGUGGGACAGCGAUGACGACCUGGACGAUGAGGAUUUCGGGCCGAGUCCUCCCAAGACCAUGCAAUUCCAUAUCCCCCAGAGCCGAUUGAUGAAAACUCCUGCCAGAGAAGCUUCUAAGCGUAUCGUGACCGAUCUGCUCGCCACGGCCGGAGCGGGGGACAUAACGGACGAAAUCGACGAUGACCAGAGCCCGAGUGUCAUCCGACGAACGGAGGGACUUGAAGACAACACUUUUUAG
Messenger RNA from Penicillium cinerascens, 1339 nucleotides. Its product is annotated as DASH complex subunit ASK1. Gene Ontology annotation, biological process: attachment of spindle microtubules to kinetochore. The transcript has 4 exons. NCBI's taxonomy places the organism in Eukaryota, Fungi, Ascomycota, Eurotiomycetes, Eurotiales, Aspergillaceae. Gene Ontology annotation, cellular component: mitotic spindle; DASH complex; mitotic spindle pole body. The coding region runs from base 32 to 1339 and encodes 435 amino acids. The record is from RefSeq and is a predicted model, not a curated record.